AUGUUCUCUACUAUCAUUUCUUUAGCGCUUGCCGCUUCAACCGUCUUCGCUGCUCCGGCCUUCCCUGCCGCUCCAGCAGGCUUGCCAUUCCCAACACCCGGCAAGCUCACUUGCUCCAUCUCCACCGCAAAGAUGACACUCCCCGCUGGACAAACCGCCCUUUCCGCACCGACAGACCCCAUCUCUUCCGUCAUCCUAGGCGUCGGCAUCCAAAAUUACACCUGCACAGACGCCGGUACCUACGCAUCGGCCGGUGCCGUCGCUGAUCUCUACGACCUGUCCUGCCUGACCAAGCUCGGCCCUAUAUUCAACGGUGUGCAGGACCUGGCAUUCGCCGCGUGGAAGAUUAUGCCCGCCAGCAUCAAGACGCCUGGACGAACGCCGUUGAUGGGAUAUGGGUUCUUGGGAUCGCAUUUCUUCGUCACGUCGCCGUCUGGGACGGGUAUUAGCCCUGUGUGGGACUACAGAGCUGGUAGCGCGAAAGGCAACUCGAAUGCGUUUGUGCUCGCUGCCAAGGUCGGCAACACCCCGGCGCCUACUGGGAAACAGGAUGUGGAUUGGCUGCAGCUCAAGUCUGUUCAGGGAUCGUUGGCUACUCAGAUCUACCGAACUGAUACCCGUGGAGGACAGCCCCCUGCAUCGUGCAAACCGGGCUCGGCGCCUAUCAGCGUCAAAUAUGUAUCCAAAUACUGGCUAUUCGGUGGAAGCGUAAAUGUAUGA
This is a messenger RNA of Psilocybe cubensis, 720 nucleotides long. RefSeq lists its product as uncharacterized. The record is from RefSeq and is a predicted model, not a curated record. The transcript has 5 exons. The coding region runs from base 1 to 720 and encodes 239 amino acids. NCBI's taxonomy places the organism in Eukaryota, Fungi, Basidiomycota, Agaricomycetes, Agaricales, Agrocybaceae.